Molecule: messenger RNA, 1077 nt
Organism: Aspergillus welwitschiae
Lineage: Eukaryota; Fungi; Ascomycota; Eurotiomycetes; Eurotiales; Aspergillaceae
Product: uracil phosphoribosyltransferase-domain-containing protein
Exons: 3
Coding region: 1-1077 (358 amino acids)
Source: RefSeq, a predicted model, not a curated record
AUGAAAACCUUUGUCGGGCUUUCAAAAGCACGACGAGAUCCACACGAUGUGAUAAAGGCUAUCUUCAGCAGCCAUCUGAGAUACUCAUAUGCCGCGUUUCGCCAGGUAUCAUUGCUCUAUGAGCAGUCGUUUGACGACGACGAAUUUGAAGAAAUAUUGCGGACUAAGAUUCACGAUAAGAUUGGUCUCUCUCACAAGGUCGUCGUCAUCGGAGGUGGUCGCAUUUCAGAUGGUAUCGCUGUCACUCCUGGUGUGAAGGGGGCAAUAGUAGACCGUCUCAAAGAAGUGUACUGCACGUAUGUCUGGGCUUUCGGUGAUAGCCCGCUCGAUAUCGACAUGCUGAGCAGAGCCGAUGAAGCUAUUGUUGCUGUGGGGGACGUUAGCACCAGAAGCCAAUCAAUGGAGACUGAACUAGCAACUGCUAUCGAUAGCGGUCGACUGCGCGCGCGCCAAUUACUCCUACCGGAAGGGAUACCAUCACGCCUAGACGCCGAAAGGCUUCCUACAGUUCGACUGGAGUUACUGAUGAGCCCAAUUGACUUUCGAUUCCGUGUGCUCUACAGUACAGAUACAAACGCAGCGAAGCUAUUAGCGACGGCUCCGGCCUCGAGACAGUUCAGAUACCUCACGUUCAGGGGCAUACACGGGUUCGAGCUCUUCCAAGAGUCGAGGACAGUAAUAAAAGCACUGAAGCGGGGAGGGGAGCCAAUGGCCUUCGGGGUCAGUGAUGCAUUCCCGAAUGCGAUGUUCCUACACGCUCGUUGUGUGGCGGAAAUUGAGGAAACACAUUUGAAAGACAAAAAUGCUGUCAUACUUGUAGAUUCAGUCAUUGAUACCGGAAAGUCUGUCUUCCAAAUGGCGCAGCAUAUCCGUGAGAUCAAUACGGCCAUAUAUAUUGUGGUAGUGGCUGGCGUUGUUCAGAAGCAGGCUGUGUCUGUUCGCAGUCCGCUUCACACUUUUGCGCGCGAGGGGAACAUCCACCAUCUUGCCCUUCGUCUCUUGACGAACAAAUACACAGGCAGGGGCUCGACGGAUACUGGAAACAGACUCUCCAGCACAGUACACUUGAAGUGGUAG